Molecule: messenger RNA, 987 nt
Organism: Andrographis paniculata
Lineage: Eukaryota; Viridiplantae; Streptophyta; Magnoliopsida; Lamiales; Acanthaceae
Exons: 1
Coding region: 7-816 (269 amino acids)
Source: RefSeq, a predicted model, not a curated record
AUUUGGAUGAGGAGAUUAUUCAGAAGAUUAGUUUUGUUUAUGGAGAAGACGGCGGCGAAGGCCAAGAAGACGAGUAUUUUGAAGAUCCUGCCGAAGGCUGCUCAGGCGGCGGCGAUUUCGUUCCAGAACCUUCCGUUCAGUCCCCGGCGGGAUAAGCGGACGGACGGAAAUGCUCACAAGCACAAAUAUCAUUUCAGCAAGGGCGGUUUUUCCGGUCCGAUCAUGAUUCCGGCGGAGGCUCGAGGGAGAUGGAGGAACUCCGGUACGCCGGAGCCUUCUUCCCCGAAGGUAUCGUGCAUCGGACAGAUCAAAUACAGGAGGAAUUUGUCGAGGAAGAAGCACGAUUCGCGGUCGAGAGAAACCGUCAAGUCUGGGAAAAGUAAGAAAAUCAAGGCGGCGCCGGCGAGGAAGCCGUCGGGAAUUAUGAAGAUUUUCAGCUCCGGUAGGAAGUCCGAUGCGGCGAUUGAGCAUAUGAGGCCGCCGGCGGUCGAUAGUCCGCCGAGGCUGGGCCAAUUGAGGAAAUUCGCGAGCAGCCGCGACGGCACGCUCGCCAAUUUUGAUUGGUCCGCCGCGCAGAUCGCGCCGGAGGAGAAUCACGACAGGGAAUUUUAUUCCGACGGAGAGAAGGAGUUCAGCGACUGGGAAGAUGACGUCAUCAUUCCGUUCUCGGCGCCGAUACUUCGGUCUGGAGCUGGACCCGGAGUCGGAGUUGGAGCCGGAGCGGGAGCCGGCUUGGAUUUGGAGCCGAGGAAGGAGAUUAAUUUGUGGAAGAGGAGAACCAUGGCUUGCCCUAAGCGUCUUCAAUUGAACAAUUAAACACAAAAGUAAAAAAUAAUAAAAAUAAACAUUAUUUGCAGAAAUUACUUGUGAAUAAGCUGUAAAAAUAUUCUGUAAUUAUUUUAUGUUUGUGAAUUCUUUUUGCUUGUACUCCUUGAUUUACCUUCAAAUUUUACAAUUUUGGUUAAAUGUAUUUAAUUAAUUAUUCGA